AUGAAGACUAAUGUGGUUGACGGACCAAGUAUCCAUUCCCCCUCUGGUAGGCACGAACUCAUACCCCGAAAGUAUAAAAAGGCACUUUCCAAGGGUGAUUCUUUCUCAUUCCCGUCAGGACCCCGGAGACCAUCGAACUCGACGUCAAGUGUGCACGUUGUGAAGCCGUCUUUGUGUCACCAGAAUCCACGUUUGUUCACCUUUCUGUCACUAAACCAGUCCGGAUCAACCAUGCAGCUGCCAGGUGGUGGCCACUUCCGGCUGCUCCACUCCGACCAGAUUUGUUGCCCGGGCAGACCGCACUGAGCGUCGUGCUCUGCAUCUGGCGACAAAUUUAAUAGAAAUUACAGUGGUUGAGUCUUUCCGUAAUGGCGGGGACGAGCCCGCUGACAAAAUGGAGGCCACAAAAUGGCGUCUGGCAAGUGAUUUAGAUUUAAGGGUGAUAGUCAGUAAGCGUGAUGAAAGAAAAGUUUUAAAUAAAAUGUGAGUGACUAAAU
Culex pipiens pallens (northern house mosquito) is the source of this 497-nucleotide messenger RNA. RefSeq lists its product as uncharacterized. Lineage: Eukaryota; Metazoa; Arthropoda; Insecta; Diptera; Culicidae. The coding region runs from base 1 to 306 and encodes 101 amino acids. The record is from RefSeq and is a predicted model, not a curated record. The transcript is spliced from 3 exons.